Molecule: messenger RNA, 9508 nt
Organism: Struthio camelus australis
Lineage: Eukaryota; Metazoa; Chordata; Aves; Struthioniformes; Struthionidae
Source: RefSeq, a predicted model, not a curated record
UCCGAUACUCGGUUUAUGGGUUGUCAGCCUGCCUGUUUAGUGUCGGAUACAGAUCAGAGUAAUUACUCGUGUGGAAAGGUAAAACAUGCUUCUGCUAUACAUGCCCUUGGUCCUGCUGUGUUGUUCCAGCUGCCUCAGUGAUUUGUAAGGAUGGCUGUGCUGUCACAGACAAGACUGAUGUGUCUCUGGCAGCUCUCUCUGCUUCUAGCAGGCCCCGGCAACAAGGCCUCACACUGGCCAUCCUACCGUUCACAGCACCAGCAGGAGGAAGCUAGAUGGUGGGAUCCCACAGCUUGGGCUCUGUUUCUUUCCCCUUGUCCAGCACUGCCUCUGUGCAGAGCAUCCCUGGGCAGCAUCCAUCAGCUCUGCUCUGUGGAUGCCUCCGUGGCACUUCCAAGUGCGCUCCGUUUGGGUCCUCUCCAUUUCACUCUUUGUGUGUUCUGCUUUCACCUUCCCCUCGUUUCACUUUUAGUCCCCCACAGUCAUUUAUUUUUCUCCAGGUGUCUUUGGUGCUCUCUCGUUUCCUGGACAGUAGGAGAUGGCGUUUGUUUUUCAGGGGGGAAUCGGUAGAAACAUGACUGUAAGUAGACACCUAGAGAAGAACAAAGCAAGCAUAUACAGUGCUGUGCUCUAAUAUAUUACGACAUCCGACUGUUCUCAGCUUGAGGACUUCCUAGCUGGCUGUGAUUUGUGCAUACUUUGUGGUCUUCAGUGGGUUUGUCCUCCAUGUCCCUCUUCCCUUGAAUCUGUGUAAACUCACAGCAUACAGAACAUUCUUUGAACAGGAGUUCUACAUGAAUGAGAUGCAUGACAAACCACUUCCUUUUAACCUGACUCACUAGGCUUGUUUGAUAACUCCUAGUUCUAGUGUUAGAAAAGAAAAUUAAUCACUCUCUAUUCAGCCUUUUCUACAAACUCAUUGGCUUGUAGACCUCUAUUGUAUUUUCUCUUGGUCAUCUUUUAUUUUUUUUUUCCAGACUGAGGUGUCCUAGUUUGUUUACUUGUUCCUCGUAUGGAAGCCAUUGUACACCUUUGAUCACCCUUGUGACCAUUCUCUGAACAUUUCCCAGCUCUCCUAUAUCCUUCUUAAGUUGAGAGGACCAGAAUUGCAGUGUGUUCAAUUUGCAGAUGAGCAACGGCUUAAUACAGUGGCACACAGGAGCAAUGAGCAAUGCUUUUCUGCAAAAGAUACACAAAAAUAAGUGGAACACAUGUUCUCUAAACAAAAGUUGAGGAAAAAAGAAGUACUGAGAACUUACAGGGAACUAGAAAGCAAUCCUGGAUGAGAAAUUGCUUGCUGGAUAGAGGGGAACCAAAGGCUGUGUCAUCAAUUCAAAAUCUUAGAUUAUUUUUAGUUGUCACCUUGUUCGACUUUGUUUUCACCCCCUUUAAAGGAUUCAUAGAAGUGGAAACAGCAUUUUUCUUGUCUAAAGCAACUGCAAAUGAAACAGAAAUAGCAUACUUGGACCUUUCUUUAUGAUUGAUGGGGGGGGAGUCUGCUGAACAGUCUUCAAAACCAAGAUGAAGAUCGUUUGCUGCCUGAGAUGCAGUUGCUUCAGAAUUAGAAUUUAAAUUGUUCUUUCUUUAGGAGGUUUCUGUGACUGCUGGUAAUUACAAAGUUUAUGAGCAUCUUAUAGUUUGGCUAGCUUAUAUGCCAGAGUAAAGAAAAAAAUGCCCGUUUUCUGUGGUGUUCUCACGAUAAUUGCUUUGGUCAUCACUAGCAUGACAAAGUAAGGCAGUUGUCUUCCCAAGCACGUAUUUGCCCGCUCUGGUGAGCUAAAUAUUUUUUUCACUUUAUUUUGUGUGGUUCCAGUGGUUUUUAGUAGCAGUGCACUCUGUGCUCUCAUUAACUUAAAAUAUGUGGUAUGAAGUGAUACCAGUGUAUAUUUUAUUUUGGAUUGACAAUGAUAAAUGUGAUAUUGAGUGCCCUAAACAGUCUUUUGCUGAAUAUCUUUCCAGUUCCUGUCUCGUUUAAGAAGGUAGACGCUUUCUGUUUAUUCCGUGAAAAAAGAUGUCCAGUUAUAACAGAUCUUGAUAUUGCUCAGAAUAAUUCAUAUAUUACUUUGAAAAUCCUGUUAAAACACAUAUACCUACCUCCUAAUAUGGGCAGACACCACUUUAGCGGUUCAUUUAUGUUACUAUAUUGUUUCUGUCUUAAAAAUCGAAUGGUUGGGAGAUAAAAGUAGACUAAUUUAAACUUGGAGUAAUAUACAAGCAGAGUAGUUAACCACUGAAAAACUUUAUUAUGUGAUUUGAAGAUUGACACUUCAAGUUUAUGGUUGAAUGACUUUAUAGAAAAGAUAUUUGAAGUCUUCAGCAAAUCACUGGUUGAAAUUUUGUCACCGGUGUGGGGUAGUAGGUCAAACUAGAUAGUUAAAAAUUCUGGAGCAAUUAUUACAGUUAAGCCUUUUCAUUACACUUCUGAAAUUACGUGAAUGUUGUGGGAUGGCAUCUUUAGUAUAGUAAUUAUAACAGAUUUUUUUUAAAGAGUCUUUUCAUAUGGAGACUUGCACUCCAUGAAUUAGCCUGAUUAUCCCUCAGACCGUAAAGUAAAGAGAGCAGAAGUUUAAACUUCCAUUGUUUGCAGAAAACUUAAGAGAAACUGUAGAAGUCCUGAGUCUCAUGAUCUGAAAUGAUCUAUAUUGCCUAGCUGAUUGAACUUUUUAUUAUAUGUCAGACAAAGAAUACUUCUGUCUGCUUAAUUCCAGCAGAUGUGGAAGCGGGGGAAAAAAGCGAUGUCUAUUAUAUUUUAUAAAAGGUUUCACUGUAUAAAUAUCAGGUAACCCAAUUUAAAAGUAAGGGAUUAGCCCCAUUUUUAUGUUACAGUAAUGUACAUUGUACAAUAUUUUAUCAUAACAGUGUAAAACCAGUGUGAGUGUGGAAUGGCACUGAGACCAAUUUCUCCCAGCAUCCAUAUCCACUAAUCUGAACUACCGCUUUCCGUCAUUUGUAUAAUAAGUUGAUCAUGGAAUAAAAUAUAAACUUACAGUUGGGGUUCUGGGGAAUCGCAGACUACGACCUUGAGAGAAAACUGUUCAUUUUUUUAAGGAAUAAUAUUGGAAUUGAUUUGUGUACUGUUAGAUUGUUCACUUUAGUUAUGCAUAUGAAAUACUUUCCUUGGGUCUUUCUGUCAAAUGCAUGUGCUGUGUGGCUGAAUCAGUAGCAGUAACUGCCUGUUAUCUGCCGCUAUGUGGAUUUCUCAGAGUGCAAUUUUAGGUAUUGUGUUACAAUAACUUCAAAAAAUGUCUUCAGAGGCAGCAGACCUGCGGCAGAGAAAGAAGCAAAACGACACAGAAUCUGACAAAAUGGCUCCAGACGAGAGAAACAAAGAAAAUUCAAAGCUGGGAAGAUCGCCAAAAUAUGUGUUAAUUCAGCGUUUUGCAAAACUUUUCUUUGGCUGCCUUGCGGCAGUCACUAGUGGAAUGAUGUAUGCUGUGUACCUCUCAACAUAUCAUGAACGGAAAUUCUGGUUUUCCAGCAGGCAGGAACUUGAACGAGAAAUUACAUUUCAGGGUGACAGCGCCAUUUAUUAUUCAUUCUAUAAAGAACUGCUAAAGGCUCCUUCCUUUGAAAGAGGUGUUUAUGAAUUGACACACAACAAUAAGACAGUAUCCCUGAAGACCAUAAAUGCAGUCCAGCAAAUGACUUUGUAUCCAGAGUUGAUUGCCAGUAUAUUGUAUCAAGCGUCUGGUAGUGAAGAAGUUAUUGAACCAGUGUAUUUCUACAUUGGUAUAGUUUUUGGACUGCAGGGAAUUUAUGUGACUGUACUUUGUUCUAGGACAGAUACAACAAGAAUUGAUUACUCCAUACCAUCAAGGGAAAAUUGGGCUUUGCCGUAUUUUGCAUGUCAAGUAGCAGCUCUCACAGGCUAUUUAAAAAAAAACCUAAAUUGUUCUGCUGAGAAGUUUUGUUACCUUUUGGUGAGCGCUUCAACAUAUACCUUCGUGAUGAUGUGGGAGUACAGUCAUUAUCUCCUGUUUAUCCAGGCUGUUUCUCUUUUUCUGCUAGACAGCUUUGCCCUAGCACAGACAGAGAAGGUGCAUGAAGUAUACAAAAUCUACUUGUUUUCUCUCUUCUUGGGGUACCUCUUGCAGUUUGAAAAUUCAGCCUUGCUGGUGUCACCAUUACUAAGUCUUGUAGCAGCUUUAAUGCUCUCUAAAUGCCUUCAGAUGAAUAUGAAAAAAGGUACAUUUAUGUCAAGAUUGCUGAAAAUAAUGUACGUUUACUUGGUACUUACAAUAACAGUGACACUAAACUUCUUACUAAAGAUGUUUGUUCCUCAUAAAGAAAAUGAGCACUUGCUGAAGUUCCUUGAAGUUAAACUUGGCUUAAACACGACUAAGAAUUUUACAAUGAAUUGGCUCCUUUGUCAAGAAUCUCUUCAGGCACCCUCCCAAGACUUUUUUUUGCGGCUGACACAGUCAUCCCUGUUGCCUUUCUAUAUUUUAGUAUUAAUUAUCUGCCUUUUUUCUGUAACUCAGGUCAUUUUUAGGAGAAUUUGUGGUGAACCACUGAAAGAGACAGUUAAACUUGAGGAUGGUCGAAUUGGAGAGAGGCCAGAAAUAGUUUAUCAUGUAAUUCACACAAUUUUACUUGGUUCUCUAGCGAUGUGUUUGGAAGGAAUGAAAUAUCUGUGGACUCCUUAUGUUUGCAUGCUUGCUGCAUUUGGUGUGUGCUCUCCAGAACUUUGGAUGACGCUUUUCAAGUGGCUUCGACUGAAAGCUGUACACCCGAUACUGCUGGCUCUCAUUCUAAGUAUGGCAGUUCCCACAAUAAUUGGAUUCAGCUUGUGGAAAGAGUUUUUCCCUAGGAUAAUGACAGAGCUUUCAGAACUACAAGAAUUCUAUGAUCCUGAUACAGUAGAACUCAUGACAUGGAUAAAAAGACAGGCUCCUGUGGCUGCUGUGUUUGCAGGCAGUCCACAGUUAAUGGGUGUGAUUAAGCUUUGUACUGGAUGGAUGGUGUCAAGCCUGCCUUUAUAUAAUGAUGAUGAUCUCCUAAAAAGAAAUGAAAACAUUUAUCAGAUCUAUUCAAAGAGGUCAGCAGAGGAUAUUUAUAAGAUACUCACAUCUUACAAAGCCAAUUUUUUGAUUAUUGAAGAUUCAAUUUGCAAUGAAGUGGGACCUAUAAGAGGAUGUAGAGUUAAAGACCUAUUGGAUAUUGCUAACGGCCAUGUGGUUUGUGAGGAAGGGGACAGUUAUUCCUACUCAAAAUAUGGACGAUUUUGUCAUGAAAUCAAAAUGAACUAUUCUCCAUAUGUGAAUUAUUUUACUCGGGUAUACUGGAACAGAUCCUACUUUGUAUAUAGGAUCAACACUGUGAUAUCCUUCCAGUCGUGAAAAAGCAUGCAAGCUUCUUUUUGAAGAUAGAUUAUGAAUGGAAUUCAGUUGGAAAAGUUCCUUUUGAUCAAGGAAAAUAUUUUUCCAGAUACAGGUGGGCAGAUACAGUAUACUGACAACUUUAAACCAAACUGGAACUAUGUGAACUACAGAUCAACAGAAAGAAAUACCAUUCUUGAAAGGCACAGGAAAACUUGUCAAUUUUACGAUCGCUACAACGUGUGACGGUCUUCCAUGUUCUGGCAUUUGUCUUCCCAUUAUAAAUCAUCUUAAUCUUUGUGUAGAGGAGAUUUCUAGCAUUAAUGUUAAAUCAUUUAAAGAGACUCUAUGUGGAUAGACUUCAGUAAAUGCAGAAAAGUUAUGUUAAAGACCUCAUUUAAAGUCAUACAGCUUUUAUUUUCUAGCAAAAAAAGUAAUCUAUAUCCCAAGUAAGAGUCUUUUCAAAUAAGUGUUUGGCUUUUUAAUUUUUUUGUUUUAAUUCUUCCUAUCUUCCACUAUAAACAUUGUUAUGUUUAUCAAACAUUCAUACAUCUUAUGUGUAGGUAUAGUAUUUGUAUAAAACAAAUCAGGAAGAUUUUAUUUAAACAACGGUCCCAUAGAUUAAGGCACUGAUCUCCACCUUGUUGGAGGCGUGUUGGUGGAAGCACUUGGACUUAGACUUAGCUGCAGGAGUUGACAAGAUCAGAUCUUCAGUUUGGAAAGAACGUGUCUGUAGGAUUUCUCCAUUACUUAUAUGUUUCUACGUAUAUACAUAUGUGUGUCUUAGCAGACAUCAGAAUGGGCCAGUAUACCAUACGUGUAUUUAGACAAGCGUUGCAGGACAACUAGGUUUGCUACUGAGACUUCUGUACUUCUCUUUGACCCCCUCUGUGUGUGCAUGUGUGUGUGUAUGGGUGUGUGUCCGGGGAGCAAUGGGUGACGCUCAUUUCAUUCAACUUACGAUGUGAUAGUCAUAUUAAGAUUGUGCCAUAACUUUGAUUUUAAACGCUGUAAUCGCCACCAUUAAGAAUUAAUGGCAAAAUAGUUCAUAGCUAUUUUUUAAUCAAUUGUAUAAUUACACUUGGAUCUUUCAAAAUGUUGGAAAGUACUCUGCAAUCUUCCCUCCAAAAUUGUUGUCUUCCUUAUAUGACCGCCUUUGCCCCGCAGCUAAUUUGCUUAACAAAUUAUCUGUUCAUCCUGUUUGUUUUGUUGCUAGCUGGUGUACUUUUAAGAGAAUGAAUACUGCAUUAAUACUCCAACUUUGGGCCUAAUCCUGGUGGUGUGAAUGGAAAACCCAACAAAAGGUAACGUUCGCUUUGCUUAGAUAGGUGUAGCUGGCCAAAAAGUGAGGACUUAAGUUUUGGAAGAGGUAAUUCACCAGACGGGAGUUACCUGCACUUGUGGAUUCUUGUAGCACCUGGCCUAGGGACCAGUCCCAUCAGCCAUGUGGGAAUGGGUCUUUGGAUCCCAGAUGUCUUUAAUGAAACAUCUAGCAUAAUAGGAUGAACUUUCUGAUGAAAAUAUCCCAACUAUUCUGUAAACGAAAGCUGCAAAACUAUUCGCACUGCAUUUGUUGGUAAAUGCAUAUUCAGAGGUUUUAACUCUGGAAUUACUAGGAACUGCAACAUGCUGGUGUACAUGUAUGGUUCCUAUCUGCUCUAUGCACAUAUGUUUACUUACUUUACGCUAAAAGGUAGUGCUGAGUUUUGUUUUGUUUUUAUUAAUCUGUUAUCACUAUUGGAAUGAUUCAAAAGAAAAAAAAGCUUUACUGUUGUAAACGUCAACAUGUCUGUAAUCUGUUUUUCACUUAUAUCUUUAAGUCUAUGAGUCUUGACAAAAUGUUAAAUUAUCCAUUUUAUUUGAAACCAUUGUUCAGACAAAUCCAUCAAAAAAUACUGGAUGUGAUCAUUGAGAGAAACAUUAGUGUAACUGAGUUACAAGUUCAAGUAAGCAUUCUUCCUGGGAAUACAGUCACUGUGUUGAUGCUAGUGUGUAUGCUUGUCCAAAUGUAGUCUGCAUUUAUCUGUUUAUGCACAAGUGCAUAUGUUUGACUGCACUGGACUGUUUCAGACUUUUCUAUUACAGCGCACCAACAAAAGCUACUGUAUCAACUUGAGCUGUGGCAGGCAUGCAGGAACCUUCUCUGUAUGUGCUACUAUGGUUGUAGAUUUAUUUAAUGUUUUGCAGUAAGUUUGGUGUUCCAUAUAUAACUUAAGUGUGUUUGAAUCACUGUCCAGAAUUACACAUCUGUGUGUCAGUCGUUCACUCGCCUGACGUUACUCAUUCAUGAAUACCGUUUCAUAACAGCAAUAAGGCAUUCCAGGUAGCAAAUGUCAGGGUUACAAUUGCACUUGGGUGGCUGAAGUCACUUAGCUUAUGGCUUCAUGCCUUAUAACGCCAUACCAAGGUGCAAUAUUUAACUAUCCUAGACUGCCUGUUGUGUUUUAAUGCAGUGCUGUAUGUAUAUGGUACCACAGAGAACAUAGUUUGAAUACGUACAUGUAGAGCACAUACGUGGAGAAAAAUACAAACAAGGCCAUCCACACACCUAAAGAUAAGUGUCUCGUAGCACAUUGGCCUUUAUACAUGUUUGAACAAACAUGUGUUGAACCUAAUUUGAACUGUGACAUAGUUACUGUUAUUAGUUUUGUCAUAGUUUCUAAGAUGUAUUCUUGAUACUUCAAUUGAUUCUGCUUUAGGAGAAUCGGUUAAGGUUUUUACCUUGCUUUUUAUAUUAGAGAAAAAUUGUAUUGCAGCAGCAUUGGCACAGCAGCCUUAAGUAACAGAGAAGGAGUCUUGUAUCUGGGAGAAACAAAGCUGUUGUUGUCCCAGUGAGAAGGCAGCAUUUUUUUUAAACAAAUGACUGGAAGAAUCAUAUCUUACAAAGAAAAUUAUAAACUUGAACUGCUUAUCCAGUUACGGAGUAGCAAAAAUAAUACUGUAUAUUCCAAUUUCCACAUUCUGUGAAAAAGGAAAAAUAAGUUCCAUGAUACCCCUCAGAAGGAUAAGAAUAAGGCAUAAUUACAUCUGGCGUAUUAGUACAACCCUAGCUUGUUUUUCAACACAGGUCACAAGUCUAACUUCCUGAAAGAGUUACGGGAAUGGUUUGCAAAUUUUGAUCUGUUUUGCUGUAGAUGUUGCAAUUCAGUUGAAACAUGUGCCUUGCAAGCUUUUAUUAAACAAACAAAAAACUCAAAUUGUGUUUCUUUUUGUGAAGAUGUUUUUUUAAAAAUUCCCAUCCCUCUAAUUGCUAGAGCUCCAGUUGUGUCUUAAUACCGUUGCCUCCAAAGAUGCUCAAUGUACUAAAAUGGUGCAGCUAGGAUGUAUGCCAACCAUCUUAUUAACAGCUGUUCACCGGGAAAAAGGAGAAUUUGCAUAGCAAUUUUUAUUGCUGUUGUGCUGGUUUACUUCCUCCUUCACACUUUCAACUUCUUAUAUACUUGGCUUCAUAAAUGCAAACAAUUACCUUGAAAGAAUAAAAUGCAUAUAGUAUUUUCAGGCACUCAUCUGUCACCAUUAGAGCUGUGAAUUCAAGUUGUAUCAAGUCACAGUUAGACUGACAGUUUUCUUUCAUCUUUUAAAGAUACUCUCUCAGUUCCUGAAUUACCACAUACUUGAACUCAGUUGGUAGAUUUUCCAGAAGGUAUUUGAGACUAAUUAAGUAAAGGCAUUUCAGAACAUAAGGCAUUCUGUUCAUAUUAUUAUACAAAUACUGUUUUCACUUCUUCCAAACUAAAUACAAAUUUUAAAGUUAAGUACAAUUUCCUUUUCUGGGGGGCACACAGAUACCCGAAGAAGGGAUGGAGGUUUAACAGGCAUUGAAAACUCUUCAAGCUAUUUGUUCUGGUUGCAUUACUGUUUACUGAAAGAUAGGCGAUUAGGGACCAAAUUUUGUGCUUGCCGCCUUAUUUCUGUAAGCCAUCUCCAAGGGUCCAAAUCUUGUGACCCUUCAUCAGCUUUCCCAUGCAACUAACAAGAAUAAGAGCUGUAAGAUCAGGUCCUAGGGUUUAUAAACUGUCAUGGAAACACUUGUUAAUGACUAUUGUUAACCUUGUAUAACCUAUGCUUUAACAAAAAAUUAACAGGAGAAGGUGUACGCUGUCUGUGUGUAUGUGUGGGCAUGCCUGUUGUAUUUGUAUUUCGAGAUGUCUGUUUUACUAUUGUGUUUUGGAGAAUUGAAUGAGUAGCAU